This is a messenger RNA of Sturnus vulgaris (Common starling), 4511 nucleotides long. NCBI's taxonomy places the organism in Eukaryota, Metazoa, Chordata, Aves, Passeriformes, Sturnidae. The record is from RefSeq and is a predicted model, not a curated record.
GCUUAUGCUUUGAUGGUGAAUAUUUACCUUAAUUCUGGCCAAUUGUUACAUUUAGACAUUAGAGUACAAAAUGCCAAUAAAUGAAAAUACUGCUUUGGAUUUUCAUUACUAUACUGUAGUAGUUUGCAACAGAAGGCAAACAGGAAGUGUACAAACCACAUUCCUGAUUACUUUUUCAGGUAGUCUGGAUGUGUUCAAUAGCAGUUUCAAAAUUUCUAGCCCUUAAUGCCAAGUUUUGUUGCCAUCAUAGCUGUGGUGUGGGUGGAAAAGCCCAACCAGAAAUGAGCAGAUCUAACUGUAAGCUACUUUGCAUGUUGUCAAUUGACUAUAAAUUGCAGCAGUCAUUGCCUCAGUGGAACAAGAUACAUAAUUCAGGUAAGAGACUUGCAUGUUGCUGUAUCUAGCCACAGAUCUUCACUGAAUAUCAAUGUUCUUGUAAAUCACUUCUACCAGCCAUUUACUGACAGUGUUUUCAUAGCUUUUUAAUGAAUCCUCUAUAAUGUGAUCUCUUAUUUAAUAAGGAGUAAGAAAAAUGGAAUAGUAACUUCUUUUUUUUUUCUUUUUUUUAAUAUCAUUCAGAUAUUUUUCAGGUAUUCAUCACUCUUACGACAGCACGUCUUGUUUCCCUGGAUUUUACUUUCAUCUGAAGAUUGGUGAGUCUCUAGUCUAGCAGGAAAAUGUUCCUAACACUUGUAUUUUGCACUUUGUGCAGGUGUUGAGGCAGCAGGUAACUGUUUUAUAUAAUACUGUUGCACAGCAGAAGUGUUAGAUCUCUUCUUGAAGAGUUGUGUUGGUUUUGGGUUCUUGCUCUGGAGUGAUGUUGUGCUGUAAUUUUCUUUUUUGCUAUGUAGCAGACUUCCUCAGUGUUUUUAAGUUGUUAGCAGCAGCAAGUUUUUAGACAAUAACCCAACUUGUAAAAGUAGAAAAGGGAAAGUUGAGUGUCUACUAUUUUCAGUUUAGGAGGAGUGUAUAUUCACCUCUGAAUUUUUUGCAUGGAUAUUAAUGUGAAAUGGAUGCGUGUUCAUGCUUUUAGCCUACCUACAGAAAUACAGAAAUACCUGUUUAAGAUGCAUGGGACUCCCACUCAUGCUUAACAGCUGUAAAUGAAUUCUUCACUCACAGGAUUUCUGUUGUGCAAUCUACGUGCAUUAGGAAAAGAGAGAACUCUGCAUUUUCAUAGAAUAUGUUGUGAGAACAGGUCAUUAACAAGUAAAUAUUCUCUGUAUAAAUGUGGCAGAUCAUUAGAAAACAUUACAUUAUCCUUGUGAGGGAUUUGUGUUAUGGUACUGUGAUUGGAACACUUGAAGCUUUACCAGAUUUCUGUGAGUAUGGAAUCCAGCAGUUUCUGGUAACCUAGUUUAAUGUUCAGGUAUGGUUUCCAUUUUAGAGGAUGCAGUAGAACCUAAGUGCUUUAGGCAGCAAUGUAUGGAUGUACAAGUGGAUGGUGAGAGCAUUUUUGGAUCAAUUCUAUGCAGGCAAGUAUUGGUUGCAAUCUGUGAGGGUGGCUCACAGUGUUUCUUUGAAAAUUAACUGGUUAUUUCAAUGUAUUUAAAGAAGCUAUUAGGUAACAGUCAUUACAUUCUCAGCACUUAGGCUGAUAUUUAACUGUUUGAAUAAUGAUACUGGGAAGGCAUUAUAAUGCAGCUUCUUAUAAACCACUGCAAGAGUAUCUUUGUAAUAAACAUUUCAGGGGAUUUGAGUAGUUACACCUGCUGUAACGCUGCUCUGAAGAGAGGGUAUGAGGGCAGGCCAAAUCUGACUUACAGGUUUCCAGCAGGGCUCCAACAACUGUGUGCCAUCCCUUCUUUGUAUUACUAGGAGAUGGGUUUUUCCUUUAAUAAAUUGUUUCUUUCAUAACCCUCUAGCAGUAGGAUUGUUUCUAGUAUUUUAUGUCUAUGUUUAGUCUGCAGGUGAGUGGAGAAGGAAUGUGAGGACCCAAGGAGAUGUUAGAUGUAGUAGAAAUUCUCUCAUCUCUCUAAACUUCUUGAAAAUCUUUGUAUGAGGGGAUGUAACCUGACAGACAUGGAAUUAAGAUUGAGAUCCAUUCUCUGCACAAGUUUUCUGUUUUGUUAAGAUGACAUAUUGAAUGUGACACCAAGUGACUAGAGAGAAAAAUAAUUUGUUUUUGAAGGCUCUUUGGUAUGAAUAGGGAGUCUUUUACUGGAAUUGUAGAUUUAGGUUUUUCAGGGAGGGGAAGGGGAUGGUGGGAAUGCCUCAGAUAUUGGCCUGCUUUAUUUGUUGUCUGUAGACACGUAAGUUUUGGUGGAUUUGGAGCAAACUAGACCUAUGUGGAAUACAUAUAGGUAGAGUCUCUUAAUUUCCAAAACUGAGGUGAAAGGAGACUGCUUGCUCUUUCCUUUAGGCAACUUUAGUGGCUUUAUAUUAAUAUCUGUUGUGUAUUAAUUUGAUCAGUGUGAUUGACUUGCACUUUCUUGGACUUUGCAAAUGGGAUGUUGUCUUGUACCUGAUCUUCCAACAUCAUUCUGAGAUGUCACAAAUGCAUUAAAAAAAACCUCUUCUGGAAAAUGUCAGCAAGACCAAGUAUUGGUAAGUCCAGGUGAGUUUUUUAUACUCUUCAGUGUGACUUGUUGAAAGCAUUCUGUAAUUAUGUGUUUCCAGGCUAAAUGCAGAACCUGAUGGAUGGCAAAAGCUACUGUAACCUCAUCUGUGCUGAGGCUCAGCACAUACAGCUGGCAAGGCCUUUCUGUGCAGACCCACUGGUGACGUUUCACGUGUACCCAGAAGCACCAAACCAGGUCCCUUUGUCCGAAGAUUUGUCAUUCCUUCCUUUCAUGUCAGAGCAUCUCAUCACAGAGACCUUCUACAGUGAGCCCUGCCCCUUUCCCUACCAAAUGCCCCAUUCCAGUCUCCACAAAAUCCUGCAGGCAGCAGCCUGUCCAAGUAUGGCUCGUUUGGAAGGGUCCCUGCCCAAGGGUCACAGGUAUUGCAGUGUGAGGCCAGCUUUGGACAAGUUUUCAUGUUCCAUAUCCACAGUAAACCCCUGCUGCAGGAGCUCUUCUGUUGUGUAUCCUGUCUGGAUUGCUGAGCCCUUCACCCUCCAGAGGUGCCAAUGGAUCAGCCACUGCCUUCCCUCCCCUGGCCCAGCAUGGAGGAGACUGGGGGAGUCAGGGGGCACAGACAGCAGUGUGCCCGUGCUGGCCAGAGGGGAACAAGAUGGAUUUUAUUACCAAGGUACAGUAAAAGAGGAGAUAGAGAGUGAGAGAGGCAUGUUCCUGGUAGAGUUUGCCAAACCACUUGUGUCACAUGGAAGGCAUCCAGUGUGUGUGCAAAAAACAGCAAAGGAUGACAUCCUGGAAUAUGUGAAUGGGAUGAAGCACUCCUUGCUCCCUGGAGACAGAGUGCUGGCACCCUGGGAGCCAGAUGGGGCCAGGUAUGGCCCAGGGACUGUCCUCAGAGGCAUUGAGACAAGGGAUCCCUUACGAGCCUCAGAGGAUGAAGAAAUCAUGGUCCAGUUCUGGAAUGACAAGCAGGUGAAGCUCCCCCGUGGUGUGGCUCUGUGGAUCCCUCCUAGCCUGUGGGAGAGGAUUGUGGAGAUGAUCCAGGUGCCCUUCACCAGCAGGGUGAAGCCCAGACCAAUCCAGGACAUUAACUCUUGUAUUUUUCCCGGCAGUCCUAAGCCAGCCCUGAUUCCUGUUUGUGCUGGAUGUAGCCUUGCCAAGCACUGUUUGCUCUGCUCUCCCUGCUGGCAGCAUUUCCAUCGCUGCUGUGCUGGUGCUAUCUGCUGUUCAUCAGCCUGGCUGAGGGGCAUCUGCUGCUGCCAGCCCUGUGCUGGUGCCUGGUGGCCUCUUCCCUCCAGGCCCCUGGUCUUUCAGGACAAAGCUGAAGAGGCAGAGUCCAGCAGCCUGCUCUCUCCAGGCCUUCUAGAACUGAAAGGCACAGAACAAGCAGAAGCUGCAGCUGUGGCAACAUCCUCUCCCUCUUCUGAUUCAGAAUGGGACCUGAAGCCAUCCCCCACUAAGAGUACUGUGUGGGGCAGUGCUGUUAACACAGGCUCCAACUGUCUUGAAAAGCCCAGGCUGAAGAAUUCUGCAAAACCUGAGGGGAAAUACUGGAAAAGAAGCCACCCCAAGUCCCUUUCCAGUAAUUCAGGUACCUUCAAACAACCCCAUAGGGAAGCAGAUGUCAGAGGGAACAAAACCAAAAUUCUUCUGGGCAGGGCAGUCAUUUUGCCUGCAGGUUAUUGAUAUUAAUACUGUAAAUUUUCAUAUCAGACUCUGAUACAAUUCUUCCCCCUCCCCAAUGUUUCUGCUGCCUCAUCUGGCUCUUCUUUUGGCCACUUAUCCCAUAGAAAACUAGGGAACAAUUAAUUUCAUUUGGAAGCACAGCUAUUCCUCUCAAUUUCCUGUCAUUUUGCCUAUGCCUUUUAUGAUGCUAACGUCUUCAUUAACCUGCAUUGCUCAUCCAUUCAGAACAACCUGAAAGAAUUCCUUUCAGGCUCAAAGUGCAUUUUUCUCUCUCCUGAACUGAAUGUUUCUCCAUUUCAGUUCUGC